AUGGGUGCUCUGUCUCCUCAGCCUUUGAAUCUGUCUCUUUUAUAUCAGGAGCAGAGUGCUGCUGAUGGUGCUGCUGCAGACGGUGCUGCUGCUGCUGCUUGCUUCUCUUACAGCAACCCUGCAACACGCACUUGGGGGUACUUAUUAAGAAUUUCAGGCUUAGUGCGGCCCUGGCAUGCGCAGCAGAAGCGUUCUAUUCUAGGUGCCUCUGCUUGCCGCUUGGGGGGCCCCCCUUCAUCUCCAGGAGCAGCAGCAGCAGCAGCAGCAACAACACCAGCAGCAACAGCAGCAUCGCCAACCAGCUCGCUGCUGCCCCACAGUGUUGUAGAUAGAUUCUCAGGCUGGGGAGGGGAGACACCUGUUGCUUCGCCACACUUCUCGCGUCAUCCAGCUGCUGCUGCUGAUUUAUACAGGCCGCUAGAAGCGCAGGCUUAUGCUGCUGCUGCUGCUGCAGCAGCAGCAGCAGCAGCAGAAAGCGCAGGAGGCAGGUGCUUCUGGGGGCUACACUACCUCCCCGCGGAACAGACAGCAGCAGGAGCAGCAGCAGCAGCAGCAGCAGUAAAGGCAGGAGCAGAAGACGCCUGUGGAUCGACUGCAGCAGCAGCAGCAGGAGACGCUUGUCAGAGCUGCCGACUUGCUGCUUCUUGGUUGCAGUCUCCUGCUCUGAGCCGGCAGCAGCUGCUGCAUGCAUGCCCUUCUCUAUCAAGCGGCUUUAGCCCCAGCAGUGUGCUGCUGCAGCAGCGGCUGGUGCAGGGUUUGCUGCUGUUUGCACAAGAGGAGACAGGCCUUGUUCGGCUUAUUCAGUUUGAUAGGAAGUACUUCGUUACGUCUGUUGACGGAGAUGCUGUUUUGCUGCACUACUACAGACACCGCACAAAUGCUGCUGCAUGCGCAACCAGCUGGGGCCCCACAGAUGCAGCAGCAGCAGCAGAAGGCGUCGGGUGUACUGACAGCCGAUUCAAACACGGAAGACCUCAUGGACUCUGUGGCUGUAGAGGCAUUCUCUUCAUUGUUGGAGGUAUUGGUGCGAAGGCGUACGACUUGCAGGUGCAGCACGUGGUGCUGCUAGCAGCAGCAAAGGGUUUUUGUGUAUUUUUUCUUUCUUGUCUCCGGGGCAUAGAAACCCCUAUCUCGAAUCUACCUACAGACUUAACAACAAGUGCUGAUGUUCAGGCAGCACUUACAUUUAUCUUGCAUUUGCAUGUACACGGAUUCAAACGAAAGCAGCAGCAGCAGCAGCAAAAGCAGCAGCAGCAGCAGCAGCAGCAGCAGCAACAUGGCGCUGCAGCGGGGCAAGGCAAGGAGCCCCACCGCCGUAGACGCAGCAACGCAGGCGCGACCCAGCAGCAGCAACAGCAGCAACAGCAGCAACAGCAGCAACAGGAGCAGGAGCAGGAAGAAGAGGAGGCGGUGCUGACAAUGAAUGAAGUAGACGAAGAAUUUCGUAAGAUGAUAAUGGAGGGUGCAGAAGAAGUUUUUCUUAGGAAUAUACCGCCAGGGUUUAUACCCCCUGUCUUUUUAAUUGGUUAUUCGAUGGGGUCUUGUGCAGUGCUGCGGCUGCUGGGCUCGCUAGGGCUGCAGCAAGCAAUGCAGCAGCUGCAGCAGCAGCAGCAGCAGCAGCAGCAGCAGCAGAGGGGCAGCGGAAAGGACACCCGACGAACCUCUGCUGCAGAAACCCCCAACAGCAACAGCAGCAACGACAGCAACAACAGCAACAGCAGCAAACGCAGCAGCAGAGGCCCUGCAGAGCCUUCAUUAUUUUGUCGAGAUCUUGCUGCUGCUGUUGCUAGCGAAUAUCUUCCUUCUUUAGAAUGGAGGCGCUUCAUUGCGGGUCUGGGGUUGAGGGUUUGA
Molecule: messenger RNA, 1851 nt
Organism: Eimeria acervulina
Lineage: Eukaryota; Apicomplexa; Conoidasida; Eucoccidiorida; Eimeriidae
Exons: 3
Coding region: 1-1851 (616 amino acids)
Biological process (GO): positive regulation of DNA-templated transcription
Cellular component (GO): SWI/SNF complex
Source: RefSeq, a predicted model, not a curated record